AAUCCAUUUUCCAAAGUUCAAGAGGGCUAUAUUAUAUACUAAUGUGGGAUUAUGCAUUAUUAAGCGAGCAUAAGAAGCAGAACAGUGCAUGAUCCAUAUUCUACACAUCCUUUAGAAAACCUUACACAGUACUGCUGUUAGGGAACAUCUAGGUAAGCUCCCAUUUAUUGAGUGCUUACUAUCUCACAUAUGGAUAGUGUGUUGAUUAACAUAUACAUUAACAUAUUUAUAGCAUGUCACUUUGCAUACAUGACUGUGCACACAGACUGUUACCAGACCUGGUGAGAGGUGUGGCUCAAAUGGACACUGCUGAGGAGAGCAAGAAACAACUGAAGAAUAUUUGUAAGAGCACAUAACAUAUGCCACACAGAAUUAAAGUAACAGUUAACUGCUGACCGUCACGACCAGCCUGACCAACAGCACAGGGUUGUUAGACACGACCACACCAUGCUCCAUGCUCAGCAAACCCAGAAGCUCCUAUAGCGAUUUCUGUAAAUGGCAACACCACCAGCUUUGUUUCCCUUCUCUCCCCUUGUCCAGAGACCAUGUCAUCCAAGGGACUGCUCACCCCAGCUCCAGAAAUCCACCUCCUUUACAAAGAUGUGAGGCAGUCGAGGGCAUGGACGUAAGGGAAGUGAGCUCUUCAGAGGUAGAGUGACUUCAAAUCCUAACUCUCGGCAACUUCCUUAGUGGUUGGGACUCUGAGCGUGCAAUGCAAGGAAAAUGGAUUCUUAUUUGUUUAUUUGGUUGUUCAGUGUCUGAAUCUUUGUGACCCCAUGGUCUGUUCCAUGCAGGUUCCACCCCAGAUCUCACUUUCCUUGUGAGACGGAAGAAACUGGAGAGUGAUGCCCCGGCUGGAGGAUGCAUCCUGGUUGCUGGUCUGUCCUCAGUGCCUGUGUUGAUUGACAGUCACUGACUUUGCAGAUCUUCUAAUACUUUCUCCAAGCACAGGUGGCAAUCAACUCGUGAUACUCGACUUGUGACUUUCCAAACUGUAUUAAUAUUCUUUAGGAGGGAGAAGCUAACUAAAUCCAAGCAACACAUCAGAACAUAAGGAAGGGCAUUUAGAUUUGCAGUGAGAGAGAGGAAGGUCAGACACCAAGAGGAAUGAAUGGCCUGGUGAUGACAGAAGAUGGUAGAAAUAGGAAACUAAGUCUAAAUGUUUCUUCUUCAUUUUUUUAAAAAUCCAACGCAGAUCCCUCUCCCUUGGCUAGCGCCUGGACGUGAGGGGUGGAAGAGACCUCAAGCUCCAGCCUGAGGUCCAGUGAGUGAUUCAUCCCAACAGGUCAGAUCCUGGAAGCCCCCUGGAAGGCUGGCUGCCAGGAGGGAGUGGGGGAGGAAGGCCCAGUACCAGGCAGCCUCUGCUCCGGCUCCGAGGGGGUGGGGAAGGCAAACCCUGGUCAUCCCCUGGCUCUGUAGCCCUUUUGUGUAAGUCCUGGCAGGGAUGACGUGGGGCUGUGCCUGGGAGCACAGCUGUGGCUCUCUGGGGAAGAGGCAGGGCCAGGGCAGCUCUGCCCUCCCCGAUCCUCCCCUAGGACUUUUUCAGGGGUGGGGACAUGCACCCCAAGGGCCACUCCUUGGCCUGACCCUGCUGCAGGGGCUGUCUGUCCCCACCGACAGUGGAGAUGGCCAGUUUAUUGAGCUCCUCUCUGCCCAGCUGUCUCCCCUCUCUCCUCUUCCUCUUCCUCCAGUUGACUUCCAUCUCUGCAGGACAGUUCAGAGUAAUAGGACCAGGGCACCCCAUCCGGGCGCUGGUGGGGGAUGAAGUGGAAUUGCCCUGUCGCAUAUCUCCAGGAAAGAAUGCUACAGGCAUGGAGGUGGGAUGGUAUCGGCCCCCCUUCUCCAGGGUGGUUCAUCUCUACCGAAAUGGCAAGGACCAAGAUGAAGAGCAGGCACCUGAAUACCGGGGCCGCACGCAGCUGCUAAAAGAGACCAUUGGGGAGGGGAAAGUGACCCUCAGGAUCCGGAAUGUGAGGUUCUCAGAUGAAGGAGGUUUUACCUGCUUCUUCCGAGAUCACUCUUACCAAGAGGAGGCAGCAAUGGAAUUGAAAGUAGAAGAUCCCUUCUACUGGAUCAACCCCGGCGUGCUGGUGCUCAUCGCCGUCCUGCCAGUGCUCCUGCUACAGAUUACCGUGGGCCUCGUCUACCUGUGCCUGCAGCGCAGACUCCGAGGAAAACUCUGGGCAGAGAUAGAGAAUCUCCACCGGACUUUUGAUCCCCACUUCCUGAUGGUGCCCUGCUGGAAGAUAACCCUAUUUGUCAUCGUGCCGGUUCUCGGACCCCUGGUGGCCUUGAUCAUCUGCUAUAACUGGCUACACCGCAGACUAGCAGGUGCAGUGUUGGGGCAGCACACGGGCCCACUGAGCUGGAGGCAUCAAGCCAGCCCUAAUGGGAAACAUAAAGAGGGUGGAUGGGAGCAGGGUUCAAGACUCAGAGCCGGAAUGGCCUUCCUGCUCUGUCCCCAUGGCCAACCCCAGACUCCUCAAAGAAUCCAAGACACGAACCACUUACUGAGAUCUGCGGGGUCUCUUAGUGGAAGGGGGGAGGGACGUGACUACAAAGUCUACAGGGAGGAUGUGGGAAGAGCCAGUCAUCUUCCGCUCAUCACCUAUUUCUCUUUGUUUUCAGGACAAUUUCUUGAAGAGCUAAGUAAGUUUUCUUCAAUUUUUUAUAAGCUGAGAGUAAAAGAGAAAGAGAGCAGCAGCAAGGGAAAGAGGGGGCUACUGAGGGAUCAAAAUCCAAGAGGAAAGGAAGGGGCUGGCCUGGGUGGAGGGAUGUCUCCUCCUGGGGGAUGAUGGGAGCUGAAGGCGCUCUCAUCUGCUGCCUGAUCUGCCCCAGCUAGGAGCCCCACUGUCAGGAAUCCCGCUCCGGCUGCCUCCUCUCCCAUUCGUUCAUCCAUUCCCUACAGCAGCUGCCCUGGGCCUCACCUCUCAUGCUGGGUGGCUCCUCAGGGUCUUUCUUCUCUCUGCUUUAACAGUUUCAUGACAGGAACUGUUGACAGCUUUUUCAAGUUAUUUUCUCCUCCUUCUAGGAAACCCCUUCUGAAGGAUACCGUAUCUUGGCUGGGAUGGAGAAGAGCCUGGCUGGUCCAAGGAUCAGUCCUUGGGGAUGUCACAUCCACUGAGUUGCACAUUUACUGGCCUCCCUCCUUGCUGCGGGGAUAUUGCAAUCUGCAUUUCCAGGAAUGCUCUGAAUUCCAAACAGGAUCGACUUCUCUUCUGUCAUUACCUUGUCUGUCCCUUUCCCCAGCUCCUUCCUUCCUCUCCCCCUUUUUGCUGCCCACAUCGUUCUGCUCCUUAGUCUGUCUUCCACCUGAAGUCCUCUCGGGCUACAGCCAGGCAGGUGUUCUUCUCUCUGUCAGAGGACACCUGUGCUGCAGAGUAACACAGACAAGUGGGUCUCUGCCAUGAACCUCCUUGCUGCAAAUUACAACACAUCAGCUUUGCAAAUGGUGGUCAUUUCUUCCAAAAUCUCAGCGCUGGUAGGCAGAGCUGAGGGGUGUGAAGGGUUGAAGAGAAGGUGCAGGAAAAGUCCACAAUAUCUCAGAGAGAGCCAAGUGACCUGCAGAGUAAGGACCUGGGGAGAAACCCAUGGAGUGCUGGCCAGAGCUCCAUCUUGUCUGGGCAGCUCAACGAGGAGCCAGGGGAGCAAGGGAUGAGAACGGAGCAACAUGCCUGUUUUCAAACACCUCCCUUCUACUUCCACACCUCGUCCAGAUGGGCCCCUCAGACUUUCCCUUCUCUCAUCCUUUCCCUCUCAUCUUCAUACCUAAUGGAGAUCCACUGUCUUUUUGAACGAUUACUACUUGAUGGUCUAUCAGACACAAAGAAACAAGCUAGGUGCUAAUUAAUAACAAUACAAGUUUCCAAGUGCCACUUCUUGUCCCCUUUCUUUUCUGUAUGUCCUCCACUAUCCCUUCACCUCUCUUCCUUUAUCCUAGUCUCCUUACCCUGGAGGUCAUUCCUCUGGAAAUCCAAACAGAGAAAGACCUCGGGCAGACAGGCCAUUCAUUUCCCUUCCAAGACCUUCACUGCCUUGUCUGCUUUCCUUCUUCUGCGUGCCUUUUCCUCUCCAUUCCUCCCCUUUCCUGAGGGUCUGGAUCUAGGAGAAUGAUUCAUUUCCUUCCCUGCCACAGCAGAGGCAUUGGGAAAGAAGCCAAGCCACUGACCCAGGAUGGCCCAGCACUUGUGGGGACUGCCCAGGAACAGCCCCUUGCUUCUGUAGCCCCCCCAGUGACCCAAAAGGUCCUCUUUCUCCCCAAAGCAGACGUCGCAGAUAGGGCAACAGUAGACCCUCUGCUUCCAGUGAGUCUGCUGGUGCCGGAUCAGCCCGGAGAAUAAAGUGAAGGACUUGCCACAGUG
Messenger RNA from Capra hircus (goat), 4361 nucleotides. It is a transcript of the gene MOG, whose product is annotated as myelin oligodendrocyte glycoprotein. Gene Ontology annotation, biological process: T cell receptor signaling pathway; regulation of cytokine production. Bases 1626 to 2795 code for a protein of 389 amino acids. Gene Ontology annotation, molecular function: signaling receptor binding. Lineage: Eukaryota; Metazoa; Chordata; Mammalia; Artiodactyla; Bovidae. Gene Ontology annotation, cellular component: external side of plasma membrane. The record is from RefSeq and is a predicted model, not a curated record. The transcript is spliced from 6 exons.